UCAUGGGUCUAUAGAUCCUAUGUCUAUGGAAAAAGGCCGCCGUGGCCGCUCUCAGGUUCCUCUUUGCUCCUACCACCGCAAUGCUCUCUCCUGUCCUCCAUGGGUUUAUAUGUGACAUUUUACAUAACCUCAUGAGCCUACAUGAACCAUAUCAAACUAUAUGAUGUUGGACAGCAUUAAACAAAAGUUGUACAGUUUAUGUAUAGCGGCCUGCGAGUUUGCCAGAUUGCAAGUAGCAGCCGCAAGUUUAUCAAAAUAGUCAAUAAUAGGAAAAAAAAAUAGGAAAGAAAUAGAAACAAACUUGUUAGAAUGAAACUCGUGCCUUUUUGUAUUUGAUCUUUAUUAUGCAUGCAACCUUCGUGCGAUCCUCGGUCAAAUUUAAUAUGCUGCACUCCGCAAAGUUACCAUUGGUGCGACUCUACUCGACGAGACAAGGCACUAAAACGAAGAACCACUAUGACACAUUAAAGAUCACACCGCAUGCCACCCAGAACGAGGUGAAAUCGGCGUAUUACAAGCUGACCCUUCAAUAUCAUCCUGACAAAAAUAAGAGCGACUACGCCAAGCAAAAGUUUCAAGAUAUCUCGGAGGCUUACGAGGUGCUUAGUAAUCAUGAACAGCGCAGGAUUUAUGAUCGUGGUAUGCUACUGCGUCGACAACCGGCUGCAACCACCGAGGAACCCAUGUCCUACUAUAAGGACAAAGUUUAUUCAGGAACGUCGAAAAUUUACGAUUUUGACGCGUGGACGAAGGCGCAUUACGGAAGGCAAAUGCAUGCGGAUCGCAUAAGAAGACGAGCGUAUGAAAAUUAUAAGAUGACAGAGGAGAUGAACGCUCGUUCCAAGGAGAAUCCUCGAUUUAUGGAACCUCUCAUGCUCUUAAUCACUCUAAUGAUGGUUGCUAUAAUUUUUCGGGAAAAACCCGAUGUGCCAGCGUCCGCGAGACGUAAGAAAGAGAGUAAAGAUAAUUGAUCCAAUUUAUUUGAAUAGUAUAAAUUUGUAUAUAUGUCCCUCAAUGAAUGUACAAAUUUUAUUUUUAUCACACUUAUCGCUAUUAGUAAAAUAAGGACAUCAUUAAAUAGAUUGUGAAGAA
Solenopsis invicta (red fire ant) is the source of this 1092-nucleotide messenger RNA. RefSeq names its product dnaJ homolog subfamily C member 30, mitochondrial. The transcript has 2 exons. The record is from RefSeq and is a predicted model, not a curated record. The coding region runs from base 345 to 971 and encodes 208 amino acids. Lineage: Eukaryota; Metazoa; Arthropoda; Insecta; Hymenoptera; Formicidae.